GAAUAAUUCGGUCUGAAUUUCUAUUGGCGGGCGAGGGCGCUAUCCUCCACAAAGAAGCCCGCCCACACUGCAAGUCAGCAACUGUGACGCUUUUGAAUUGGUAAGAAUGUCAGUUAUUGCUCUGUUCACGGCGGCUACCAAGCUCGCCGGUGUCUUAGUAACUAUCACCGUUGCGGCCAAUGCGUUUUCCUUCUCCGUCUACCGGAAAAAGAACCUCAAGCGUUUUCGCUCUCCCAUAGACGACUCCGCCGACGUUCUUGCUCACUUCAAUCUCAAUCCGUCUGAAGGGGAGAAAGGAUUCUUUUUUGGAUUGGCUACAGCACCUGCUCAUGUGGAAGACAGGCUUGAUGAUGCUUGGCUCCAAUUUGCCAAAAAUACAGAAUCACAUGAAAUCCAGCAGCCUCAAACAGCAGAUGCUAUUAUGGGCUCCGCUACAGGUGAUGGUGGAUCUCAGCAAGCACUGUUACCUCAGAGAGAAGCUACCAAGACCAUAAAGAGGAAAAAGUCCCUUAAGAUAGCAAUUGAGGCACAAAUAAGAGGAUUUGAGAAGUACAUAGAAGUGGAAGAGCUAACUCCAACUGAGCAAUGUCCUCAUAAUGUUGCUGCCUGGCAUAACGUCCCACACCCGGAGGAAAGGCUAAGGUUUUGGUCUGAUCCUGACAUUGAAUUGAAAUUAGCUAAAAAUACUGGAGUGCAAGUCUUUCGAAUGGGGGUAGAUUGGUCAAGGAUCAUGCCUGAAGAGCCACUCGGUGGACUGAAAGAAACUGUCAAUUUUGCGGCAUUGGAGCGAUAUAAAUGGAUCAUUAAUAGAGUCCGAUCAUAUGGGAUGAAGGUCAUGUUGACAUUGUUUCAUCACUCUCUACCACCGUGGGCAGGAGAAUACGGAGGAUGGAAACUGGAGAAGACAGUUGACUACUUCAUGGAAUUUACCAGGCUUAUUGUUGACUCUGUUGCAGAUAUAGUGGAUUAUUGGGUUACCUUUAACGAGCCUCAUGUCUUUUGUAUGCUCACUUACUGUGCUGGUGCCUGGCCUGGUGGUAAUCCUGAUAUGCUGGAGGUUGCUACUUCUGCUUUACCUACAGGUGUCUUCAAUCAGACCAUGAACUGGAUAGCAAUUGCGCAUACAAAGGCAUAUGAUUAUAUUCAUGAAAAGAGCAAACCAGCAAGUGCCAUUGUUGGAGUAGCUCACCAUGUCUCAUUUAUGCGUCCAUAUGGACUGUUUGACGUCGCUGCUGUUUCCGUUGCCAAUUCCAUGACCCUUUUUCCUUUUCUGGAUUGUAUAUCUGAUAAAAUGGAUUACAUUGGAAUCAAUUACUAUGGACAGGAAGUCAUUUGUGGUGCAGGAUUGAAACUAGUCGAGACAGAUGAGUACAGCGAAUCUGGGCGUGGUGUGUAUCCUGACGGCUUGUUCCGUGUGUUGCUGCAAUUUGAUGAAAGAUACAAACAUCUUAAUCUUCCCUUUAUAAUAACUGAAAAUGGUGUUUCUGAUGGAACGGACUUGAUUAGACAACCAUACUUGUUGGAACAUCUACUUGCAACUUAUGCUGCCAUGAUGAUGGGUGUUCGUGUACUUGGUUACUUGUUUUGGACGAUCUCUGAUAACUGGGAGUGGGCAGAUGGGUAUGGUCCCAAGUUUGGACUUGUAGCAGUUGAUCGUGCCAAUGAUCUCGCUCGGAUUCCUCGCCCUUCAUACAAUUUGUUUUCAAAGGUUGCGGAAUCCGGAAAAAUAACGCGGGAAGACAGGGAACAGGUGUGGGGUGAGCUCCAAACUGCUGCUAAAGAAGGAAAAAGGAGACCAUUCUAUCGAUCAGUGAAUAAAUAUGGCUUAAUGUAUGCAGGAGGACUUGAUGAGCCCAUAUGGAGACCUUAUAUAAAGAGAGAUUGGCGGUUUGGGCACUAUGAGAUGGAAGGUUUACAGGAUCCCUUGAGCCGUUUAGCACGAUAUCUUCUCCAUCCUCUCUCUUUUAAACAGAAGGCACAGACUCAGAGAGAGAGUGAUCAAUUGACUCUUGAGCCUCUCAGCGCAAACAUCUAGUUACAACUGUAUCAGAUUGUUUAAAGAAUUCUGCUUGAGAAUCCUAAACUGGACGCCAUUCUAAGUUGUAGGAAGCUAAGAUGGGAUUAAACAGUUGAAUAAAUUAAUCUCUAGGUGAGAUGUUUGACUUGGAAAUUGAGAAAUGCAAUUUAUAUUGGUGCAAUUUAUAUUUGCUUUGGAGGAUAGCAUUUGUAUGAUAGACUUUCUUCAAGUGUUAGUUUGAAGGAUUAGCUCUAGCAUUUUGUAGAUACUGAAGUGCGAUUGUACAAGUGAAGAACUAAUGUUAUACUUUGUUCUAUCAUUAUGGUGUGAAUGAAAAGGUAACAGUGUAAUAGGGCUUAAAUAGUAUUAGUAUUUA
Molecule: messenger RNA, 2393 nt
Organism: Solanum lycopersicum (tomato)
Lineage: Eukaryota; Viridiplantae; Streptophyta; Magnoliopsida; Solanales; Solanaceae
Source: RefSeq, a predicted model, not a curated record